CGCCUGCCGCCUGCCCGGCCGCACACAGCCCGAUGGCUCCCGACCCCAGCGGCCGCCUGGGCCUGCUGCUGCUCACCUGCUGCCUCGCGGCCGCCCGGGCCCAGCUGCUGGGCCUAGACUGGCUGUGGUCCAAUAAGGUCACCAGCCCUGCGCCCACCCUGGCCUCCGAGCCCCAGGGCCGCCUUCCUGUGCAGCUCACCACUCACGCGGCCACCCGGGAUGGCCCCACGGAGCGAGGGGCAGUCCCCGCCAGCCCUGAGCCACCCCCGGAGGUGCUGGAGGGUGGCCGGGCUGGGCCCCCUGACGCCCCCGCCACGGCCACCGCCGCUGCCGUGAGCCCCAACGCGAGGGAAGAGAACAUCGCCGGAGUCGGAGCCAAGAUCCUGAACGUGGCCCAGGGCAUCCGGAGCUUCGUCCGGCUGUGGGAUGAUGCCACCCCCACCGAGAGCACGGCCGGGGUGCAGACAGCAGCCCCCGAGGCCCCCCUGGACUCCCCCACCCACGCUGGGGCCUCCAGCGCCCCCCGGGAGGACAGGACAGCACUCUGGCCGCUCAGUGGUGCUCCGUGGGCUCCAGGCGCCCACACGACCGGGGCUGCCACACUGCCCACACCCACCCUGGCCGCCACCUCCCGGGGCAGGCCCCAGGCACCACUCCGGGAGCCCUCAGUGCCACCACGGUCCCCAGAGAGCGCCGGCGAGGAGGUGGGGCUGCUGCAGCUCCUCGGGGAGCCCCCACCCCAGCACGUCACCCAGAUCGACGACCCUGAGGUCGGGCUGGCCUACGCAUUCGGGCCAGGUGCCAACAGCGGCCAGGUGGCCCGCUACCACGUCCCCAGCCCCUUCUUCCGAGACUUCUCGCUGCUGUUCCACGUCCGGCCGGCCACGGAGGACGCGGGGGUGCUGUUCGCCGUCACGGACGCGGCGCAGGCCGUGGUCUUGCUGGGCGUGAAGCUCUCAGAGGUGCGGGACGGACACCAGCACAUCACGCUGCUCUACACGGAGCCGGGCGCGGGCCAGACCCACACGGCCGCCAGCUUCCGCCUGCCCGCCCUGGUCGGCCAGUGGACCCGCUUUGCGCUCAGCGUGGAUGGCGGCUCGGUGGCGCUCUACGUGGACUGUGAGGAGUUCCAGAGGAUGGCGUUCACACGAUCCUCGCGGGGCCUGGAGCUGGAGCCCGGCGCCGGCCUCUUUGUGGCCCAGGCCGGAGGGGCGGACCCCGACAAGUUCCAGGGGAUGAUCGCGGAGCUGAGGGUGCGCGGGGACCCCCGGGUGAGCGCCCGGCACUGCCUGGACGAGGAGGAUGAUGACUCGGACGCGGCAUCCGGGGACUUCGGCAGUGGCCUCGCGGAGAACCGGGAGCUGCCCAGGGAGGACACAGGCGCGGCCCCCAAACCCAGCCUCCCCCGGCCUCCCCCGGUAACGUCGCCGCCCUUGGCUGGAGGCGGCAGCACGGAAGGUUCCAGAACGGAAGAAACUGAAGACACCACAGCAGCUCCACUAGGAGCGCACACCCUGCCUGGCUCAGGUCCGGUUUCCACGAGGGACGAGAGCGUCUGGGGCCCUGCGGCCUCCCCGAAGGAGGGAGGCCUGAAGGGGCAGAAGGGGGAGCCGGGAGCUCCGGGCCUGCCUGGCUCCAUCGGUCCCCCCGGCCCCCCGUGCGUGAUCGGCCCCCCGGGGCCCCCGUGCCCGUUCAGCCCCGAGAGUCCCCAGGGUCCCGUGGGCCCAGCGGCACAGAGCCCACACACGCAGCCUGUCUCUGGGCCGCGGGGACCCCCGGGGCUGCCGGGGAAGGAUGGCGCCCCAGGAAGGGACGGCCGGCCGGGCGACGCCGGUGAAGAUGGAAAACCCGGUGACACUGGGCCACAGGGCUUCCCGGGGACUCCGGGGGACGUGGGCCCCAAGGGCGAGAAGGGGGAUCCUGGGGUUGGGACAAGAGGACCCCCGGGACCCCAGGGGCCGCCAGGACCGCCAGGACCUGCCUUCAGACACGACAGGCUGACCUUCAUUGACAUGGAGGGAUCCGGCUUUGGCGGCGACCUGGAGACCCUCCGGGGCCCGCGAGGCUUCCCCGGGCCCCCCGGGCCCCCCGGCGUCCCAGGCCUGCCCGGUGAGCCAGGCCGCUUUGGGGUGAACAGCUCCGACGUCCCAGGACCCCCGGGUCUUCCUGGUGUGCCUGGGCGGGACGGGCCCCCCGGAUUCCCGGGCCCCCCGGGGCCCCCGGGUGCUCCAGGUCGAGAGGGGCCGCCAGGAAGGACCGGGCAGAAAGGCGGCCUCGGUGAAGCGGGCGCCCCAGGACCCAAGGGAAGCACGGGAGACCCUGGUCCCGUUGGCGCUCCCGGGCAGAGCGGCUUGGCAGGAGCACCUGGGCCAGCUGGACCGCCAGGACCCCCCGGUCCCCCUGGGCCCCCAGGACCAGGAUUUGCGGCUGGGUUUGACGACAUGGAAGGCUCCGGGGCUCCCUUCUGGUCGACGGGCCGAGGCUCCGACGGACCACAGGGACGGCCCGGCCUGCCAGGACUCAAGGGGGAUCCCGGCACGCCUGGGCCACCCGGGGCCAAGGGAGAAGUCGGAGCGGAUGGGGCCCCUGGGUUCCCCGGCCUCCCCGGCAGAGAGGGCGCCGUGGGGCCCCAGGGACCGAAAGGGGACAGAGGCAGCCGGGGAGAAAAAGGCGACCCAGGCAAGGACGGAGUGGGGCAGCCGGGCCUCCCCGGGCCCCCCGGACCGCCCGGGCCCGUGGUCUACGUGUCGGAGCAGGACGGAGCCGUGCUGAGUGCGCCAGGGCCCGAGGGCAGGCCGGGGUACGCAGGCUUUCCCGGACCCGCCGGGCCCAAGGGUGACCUGGGCUCCAAGGGUGAGCGAGGCUUCCCGGGACCCAAGGGUGACAAGGGAGAGCCCGGCAGCAUCUUCAGCCCCGACGGCAGAGCCGCGGCCCCUGCCCCGAAAGGAGCGAAGGGAGAGCCGGGCUUCCGAGGACCCCCGGGCCCCUACGGACGGCCGGGGCACAAGGGGGAGAUUGGCUUUCCUGGACGGCCGGGUCGUCCCGGGAUGAACGGACUGAAAGGAGAGAAAGGGGAGCCGGGAGAGGCCAGCGUGGCAUUCGGCACGAGGGGAAUGCCCGGCCCCCCCGGGCCUCCGGGACCCCCAGGCCCUCCUGGGACCCCUGUCUACGACAGCAACGCGUUUGUGGAGUCCGGCCGCCCUGGGCCUCCAGGACUGCCAGGUGAGCGCCCGGCUCCAGGGCCACGAGGAAUGCCCGGCCCCCCCGGGCCUCCGGGACCCCCAGGACAGUUCCCGUUCGACCUGCUGAACUUGGAGGCCGAAAUGAAGGGGGAGAAAGGAGACCGAGGGGACGCCGGACAGAAAGGGGAAAGGGGCGAGCCGGGGGGCGGCGGCUUCUUCGGCUCCAGUGUUCCCGGCCCCCCCGGCCCCCCAGGCCCACCGGGCUACCCAGGGAUCCCGGGCACCAAAGGAGAGAGUAUCCGGGGCCCGCCCGGCCCGCCUGGACCUCAGGGACCCCCCGGCAUCGGCUACGAGGGGCGCCAGGGCCCCCCCGGCCCCCCCGGCCCGCCAGGGCCCCCUUCAUUUCCCGGCCCCCACAGGCAGACCAUCAGUGUUCCCGGCCCCCCAGGGCCCCCUGGGCCGCCAGGACCCCCUGGAACCACGGGUGCCUCCUCAGGGGUGAGGAUCUGGGCCACGUACCAGGCCCUGCUGGACCAGGUGCACGAGGUGCCUGAGGGCUGGCUCAUGUUCGUGGCCGAGCGGGAGGAGCUCUACGUCCGCGUCCGGAACGGGUUCCGCAAGGUCCAGCUGGAGGCCCGGACGCCACUGCCGCGGGGGACGGACAAUGAGGUGGCCGCCCUGCAGCCCCCCGUGGUGCAGCUGCACGACAGCAACCCGUACCCCCGGCGGGAGCACCCCCACUCCACCGCACGGCCCUGGCGGGCAGACGAUAUCCUGGCCAGCCCCCCGCGCCUGCCUGCCCCCCAGCCCUACCCCGGAGCGCCGCACCACGGCUCCUACGUGCACCUCCGGCCGGCGCACCCCACGGGCCCACCCGCCCACACCCACCAGGAUUUCCAGCCGGUGCUUCACCUGAUCGCGCUCAACAGCCCGCUGUCGGGCGGCAUGCGCGGCAUCCGCGGGGCCGACUUCCAGUGCUUCCAGCAGGCGCGGGCCGCGGGGCUGGCCGGCACCUUCCGGGCCUUCCUGUCCUCGCGCCUGCAGGACCUCUACAGCAUCGUGCGCCGCGCCGACCGCGCAGCCGUGCCCGUCGUCAACCUCAAGGACGAGGUGCUGUUUCCCAGCUGGGAGGCCCUGUUCUCGGGCUCCCAAGCCCAGCUGAAGCCCGGGGCCCGCAUCUUCUCCUUCGACGGCAAAGAUGUCCUGAGACACCCGGCCUGGCCCCAGAAGAGCGUGUGGCACGGCUCGGACCCCAGCGGGCGCCGGCUGAUCGAGAGCUACUGUGAGACGUGGCGGACAGAGGCCCCCGAGGCCACGGGCCAGGCCUCCUCGCUGCUGGCGGGCAGGCUGCUGGGCCAGCAGGCCGCGAGCUGCCGGGGCGCCUACGCCGUGCUCUGCAUCGAGAACAGCUUCGUGAGCGGCUCCCAGUAGCCCUGGCGCCCGGAUGUGGUGGCCAGAGGGGACAGGUGGCGGGGCCAGUGGAAGCCCCCACUGCGGACAGGGAGCGUCCGGCCGGCACCCUUGGGACCCGGCUGGGGGUCCCUGUGUAGUUCACAUUUCAUGUAAUCCUCGAGAAAUAAAAGGAAGCCAAAGAGUGUAUUUUUUAAAAAAUUUAAAA
Molecule: messenger RNA, 4800 nt
Organism: Propithecus coquereli (Coquerel's sifaka)
Lineage: Eukaryota; Metazoa; Chordata; Mammalia; Primates; Indriidae
Gene: COL18A1
Product: collagen, type XVIII, alpha 1
Exons: 42
Coding region: 33-4613 (1526 amino acids)
Source: RefSeq, a predicted model, not a curated record